Molecule: messenger RNA, 6332 nt
Organism: Acanthaster planci (crown-of-thorns starfish)
Lineage: Eukaryota; Metazoa; Echinodermata; Asteroidea; Valvatida; Acanthasteridae
Gene: brpf1
Product: bromodomain and PHD finger containing 1
Biological process (GO): regulation of transcription by RNA polymerase II
Molecular function (GO): protein binding
Source: RefSeq, a predicted model, not a curated record
ACCUAAGUAGUUAAAAGGAGGGUUUGAAAAAAAAUGUCUGAUUCGCGUUAGGGCGAGGGCAUUACGUGCUUAGUGGAUGGUAUACCAUUAAUUCGCUGGGUUAAAUCUCGAAUUAUCUUGAACCAUUUGCCGAUUUUCUUAUCUAGUUUGAUCUAGUGAUUCCAGGGGAUUCAUACUGUGUAUUUUUGUGCCGCGCCUCAUCGUUUAAGCGUGAUUUUAGGGUAGGAAGCCAUUGUUCAUCCGUCUUUGUUCGCCGUGCGCCGUCUGGAUAGUGUCUACGUAUAUUCUACAGCGAAUGCAUCAUUAUCGCAUGUAUCGAGCAGACUGCUGGAUCACGCACACCGGUAAGAAAGAGAGCUUUCCAAUGGUACAUACAUGGAACACUUAAGGUAUUGUUAACUGCACGGCAUGCACGGUAUCUCUGGUAUCUUUUUGCCAGGGUUCCUGCGUUGCUUGUGUAGUACCUGUACUACAUCACACAUUCUCUAAUACACCAUGCCAGCAUUAGGCUUUAACGUAAAAUAUUUUUGUGAGAAUUUACGUGCAACCAAACCACCCUACGAGUGCCCUGUGAAAGAUUGUGGCAAAAUAUACCGAAGCCAUUCUGGAAUUGAGUUUCACCUGAAUAACUUUGACCAUGAGAAACCUGGGGGCAAUGGAUACUCUUCACCCAUGAAGCGAGGUAGUUGGCGGAAAGGACGGGUAACCAAUCGGCAGAACCGGCGGUCCCCGUCUCCCUCUGUGAUCCGAUCCCCAACCCGAGAAGCCCUGACAUACGCUCAGGCGCAGCGACUAGUUGAAGUAGACAUUGAUGGUCUUGUACACAGGCUGGAUAUCCAUGAGACCAUUGACAUCCUCACUGAGGAUGAGUUCGAAAGUGAGACGAGUGAAGAAGAAAAGAAUGAGAAGCCUCUCAGCAAGGCUGGGAAGGUUUUGGACCAGACCAAACAAAGGAAAGAUAUUGGAGGCACCUCUUCUAUGAAACUUCCUGAAGCCUCUUACAAAAUUCUGGAUGGGUACGAAGAGCCUCCAGAUGCACCAGACCGUCCACAGGCAUACUUCAGAUACAUUGAGAAGUCACGGGAGGAACUGGACGAAGAGAUUGAGUAUGACAUGGAUGAAGAGGAUUACGCAUGGCUUGACAUGAUGAAUGACAAACGCAAGACUGAUGGGCUCACUACUGUCUCCCAAGAGAUCUUUGAGACCCUCAUGGAUCGACUGGAGAAGGAGUCAUACUUCCAAAGUCAGACAUCCGGUAAGACAGACAACAAUCAGUUCAUCGAUGAAGAUGCAGUUUGCUGCAUCUGCAAUGAUGGGGAGUGCCAGAACAGCAACGUUAUAUUAUUCUGUGAUAUGUGCAACCUAGCUGUGCAUCAGGAGUGUUAUGGCGUGCCAUACAUUCCUGAGGGACAGUGGCUGUGCCGUCGUUGUCUGCAGUCUCCAUCUCGAGCAGUAGAUUGUGCGCUGUGCCCCAAUAAGGGUGCCGCAUUCAAACAAACUGACGAUGGACGCUGGGCCCAUGUUGUGUGUGCUCUCUGGAUCCCUGAGGUGGGUUUUGCCAACACAGUAUUCUUAGAACCCAUAGACAGCAUAGACCAUAUACCAGCAGCCAGAUGGAAGCUCACAUGUUACAUCUGCAAACAGCGUGGAGUCGGCGCCUGCAUUCAGUGCCAUAAAGCAAACUGCUACACAGCUUUCCAUGUGACCUGUGCUCAGCAGGCAGGACUUUUCAUGAAAAUGGAGCCCAUCCGAGAAACCAGCAUUAACGGCACUUCUAUUAGCAUUAGAAAGACUGCCUAUUGUGACAUCCACACACCACCAGAGGUUGAGAAGAAGCCCAACUUAAAUGACAAGAUUAUAGAGAAUGAUGAAGCUGGGAAGGGACUUUCUGCCAAGAAAGCCAAGGCCCAGUCAAGAAAGAACAUGAGAAAAGCAAGGAAGAUUCUAGCUGAAAAAAGGGCUGCUAUGCCGGUUGUGUCAAUGCCAUGUAUCCCACCACAGAGGAUUUCCAAGAUAACAACCAAAGUCAGUUUGCAGAAGAAGCAGCAAUUUGUGCAGCGUUUGAUCGGUUAUUGGACUCUGAAGCGUCAGUCUCGGAAUGGAGUGCCCCUCCUGCGACGUCUGCAGGCCCACCAUCACUCCCAACGCAACAAAGACUCGGUACCACUGGAGAACCAGAAAGCCAACAAGUUGAAAGAGCAGCUCAAAUACUGGCAACGACUCCGGCAUGACCUUGAAAGAGCCAGACUUCUUGUCGAGCUCAUUAGAAAACGAGAGAAGCUCAAACGUGAACAGAUCAAGUUAAAUCAGAUGACUAUUGAGAUGCAGUUGCAGCCUUUCAACAUCCUUCUCAGGAAUACACUGGACCAACUUGUUGAGCGAGAUCCCACCAGGAUCUUUGCAGAACCUGUCUCAGUGGAAGAGGCUCCUGAUUAUUUUCAAGUGAUUAAACAUCCCAUGGACUUUUCGACAAUGAGGGCAAAGGUUGCAGGUCACGAGUACAGGACCAUCGAUGAGUUUGAAAAAGAUUUUGACCUCGUCAUCAAGAACUGCAUGACUUACAACAGCAAGGAUACAGUAUUCUACCGGGCAGCUGUCAAACUCAGAGACACGGGUGGAGCUGUCAUCCGUAAUGCCAAGCGUAUUGUUGAAAAGAUUGGCUAUGAUCCAGCGACAGGUUUCCAUGCUGAAAAUGCCCCUCUCUACAAGGAAACAGAACUCAAGUUGGAUGAUUUUGAUAUCGCCCUGUCACCAGCCCACCGUGCAGACAUGAGCCUGGAGGAGCAACUUCGUGAACUCUUGGAGAAACUCGACAUGACUUGCACCAUCAAGCAUGGUGCGGCAAGGACCAAGCGUGCCAAGCAGCUACGUAAAGAGAUCAAUGUUAUUCGGCGGAAGCUGGCACAACAAAGGAACCAAGCCAACAAGGCGGUAUCACCAGCAAAGAAGGCUGGAGAAAAGAAGCAACGAUUAUCAUCCACAGAGGGGUCAUCAAAUGAUGAAGGAAGUGACGGCCCACCACCAAAUGACUCAGCAGAACCACCCAAACUUUCCCCUUCCAGACCUGCUCAAAUAGUAGGUAGGAGCAAGUCCUCCCCUUCUAGGACAUCAGUGAUCCGCCCUUUACCAAGGUCUCCAGGAAGGGGGCGUGGGCGAGGCAGGCAGAGGGUGUCUCGCUCCAUGUCUGAGCCUCACCCAAGGAGCGGUGACUGUGCUCCCACACUCUCACCUAAUGAGGCAUCUGAGACUGCAGUCACACCCAACAAGAGUCCAUCCCAUUCCUCUGACAAGAGCCCCUCCCCAGGCGGAGUUGGCAGAAGAACUUCAAUACUGUUUCGGAAAGCAGGGCGUGGGAAGCCUGCUGGAAGUCCUGGAUCCAGAAGAGGUGGUCGCCUGGGGAAACGAUCACUGUCCAUGGACAUAGAGAAUAUAACAAGAGACAAUCGUCGAGGGAUCCAAGAAGGAAGCCUUCACAUAGAGACUGAGUAUGAGGGAAACCUACCUACCACAUCUUCUGUUGUCAAUGAGAACCAUACCAGAAAGAGAUCCCGAAGCCUGAGUGCAAGCAAUGCUGAUUGCAGCCCAGCAAAACGAUUGUUGGAGUCCAGUGUGUCAAGCAACCUACCCAAUGGUUUUGAAGGUGUCAAGCCAACAGGGGACAGCUUCACUACGUAUCGUUCUGGACAUAACCGCACCCGAAGCAGCUCAGAUUCAGAAAGUACAUCCAGCACCAGCUCUACCAGCUCUGGCUCAAUCUCUGAGUCAACUUCAACCAUGGAAGAAGGCCACCGUCAUCGAAGACCUCAUGGUCGACUUAAUCUCCCUGAAGACAGCAGUGGUGAUACAUCCUGUGGCGAGAGCACCAGUACCACCAGCAGACAUCGUCAUCAUGGUGCGGGUCCUUACUUGAGAGAAAAACGAGGUAAGACAAGGAGCACAAGUUGGAACUCAGACGAAGAUGACAUUCCCCUCAGCCCAUUAGACCUGGUAUGGGCAAAGUGCCGCGGCUACCCAUCCUAUCCAGCCCUGAUAAUCAACCCCAAGAUGCCCAGGUCUGGCUUCUGCCAUAAUGGUGUCCCCAUCCCUGUACCUCCCAUGGAAGUCUUAAACCAACGAGCUGUCAUUGAUGAACAUCUGUACCUGGUACUCUUCUUUGAUAACAAGAGAACAUGGCAAUGGCUUCCGAGAUCCAAGCUUGAACCGCUGGGGGUAGACUCAGGCCUGGACCAAGUCAAACUCUUGGAGGGACGCAAGUCAGCUGUGCGCAAGUCAGUACAGCAAGCUUAUGAUCGGGCAUUGAAGCACCGUUGUAAGGUCACAGGAGAAGUAAUGGAGGUGUCCACAAGUGAAUCCAGUGAUGGCAUAGGUGACAGGCCCUAAUAAAGUCCCUGUCAAGUGUUCCCCCAUUUUCACUGUAACUUUUUCCAGGAAACUGCCUCAACUUAAUAAGUGUUGCUUUAUCUUUUCAUGGGGGUUCAAAAAUUUACAGAUCUCUACUGGUUUUUGUAUGGUUGUAUAAUCUGAAAGUCUUUUCAUGUGAUUUGGUAACUUGACGCCUGGCAAGGUUUUUAUCACACUUGAUAACAUGGAUUUCAAAAUCCAGAUACAUCAAAAGAAAAAAAGUGAAAAAACAGGGUCAUUUGUUGUAGCUUUAUAGAGCAUUUUCUUUCUACCCUCUUCCAAAAGUGGAGAAUUAUUAAAUUCUGUUCGUAGUGUGUUCUGUCUUUCCCAGUGUCCCAAAGAAAGCAUUGUAAUUGAUCCUGGUAAAUGUGCACAGUUUAUCAUUUUGAAGGUUUGAAUUUUUAAUGAAGUUAACAAAGAUUUUGUUCAUUUUUCACAAAGAUUAUAGAAGGUAGCCCUUGCUCUGUAUUAAGGUCGAAAUGCACAAUAAAAGAAGACUAGGAAAUGUGUUGUGAGGGAGAAACCUGUGUGUCCUGUUGAAAUGCUGAAACCUGAAUGUUUCAGAAACAGAUUCGGAGGCCAUCACAGAAAUUAAUUAAUACAUAUAUGGACAAGGUGCUUCAUGCAGGAAAUUAUCUCAAAUUCAACGUAUGUAUGUAAAUAAUUUCCGAAAAAAAUAAAGAAAUAUUGAUUAGAUUUUUUUCUUUGAUCUGAAACUAUGGAAAAUUUUCUGUGUGUUUAUUUGUAGGUUAGCUGUAAAUUAGAGUGAUUACAAUCAUUCAUUUAUAUCAAAAUCAGUGGUUGCUUUUUUUUUAUUUUCAUGUAUAUUGGGUUUAUUUUCGAUGUUGAAUUGUGGCCAAAUGGCUCCAAUACUAAACAGGUGUUUUUGAUAUUGUCAGGAAUUGUAGUGUCCUUUCUCAGAUAUAGAUAAAAGUCAAAACCUGUUCACUUACAUUUCAACUUCAGUGAUGGAUUAAAACUUAAGCAGAAUGUCUGAUUCUUCCUGUUGAAAUUUCUUUUGUAAUGCUAUAUAAAUCUCUGUUAUGAGUUUGUAAUGAAAAUAUGACUCUCAUUACUUAGCUCAGCUGAUCAGCCCUCAUCGCCAGCCUUUCAGCUUUUUGAAGGGAAUAUGCCCGCAUUCAUCUUCAAACUCAUCUCAAAGCAGAGAACAAAUCACAAGAAUUGAUGAAAUGCUUAGAGCUGAAAAUCUGUGAGAUGAACACAGUGUCCUGUAAAAUUUGUUGAGAUGAUUUAAUUACUACAUUUUCAGUGUCAAAUUUAAUGAUAUAUCGUUAAUACAUUAUUAAAGUCUUGUUACAACUUUCAUGUUCUUGUUUGAACUGUCUGAAUUCUGGUAGCUGGAUGAUAUAUUUCCUCACCUUUUAUUGGAUGAAUUGCUCCAAGCAGGCCUAUAAAUUAGAAAUCCAGUUAAAUUAGAUGGAAUGACUUAAAACACAAACUUAGUUCAUUUCCACCAAUUAUUUCACAGUGUCCAUACGUGUACAGACGCAAGUCUCAAAUUGUACAGAACCCACAGAGGAAUAAAAUAUUUGCCAAGUUUUCCAGAAAAAGCUUUAAAACUCUAGAAAGGCAAAUAAUUGUAAAGUUAACGAAAUUUCAAAUACUUUCUCUGUAUGGUCUGUCACUAGACAUAAUUAUAAAAGCUGUAGGUUGGUGAAUUAAUGUAACAGACUUUAAACACAGGCCAAAGAAUAUGAGCAAGGUGUAUACAGUGUGUACGUGUAUAUAACACUAUUAAGUCCAGUUGUAUCAUACUUUCUAUGCGUAGUUAUCUCUUAGUUCAGGUCUAAAUAGGGCAGCAACCAUAUGUGCUGUUUCCUACACAGACAAGUUGGAAGUUGCCCUUUAAUUUUGAAUAAAGUUUUGCUUAUGUUCAUUGUGAAGGAUAAAAAAGGACACGGUGCCAUUGA